AUGUUGGGGAAUGCAAGCAAUGCAGUACAUCAGGACUACCGUACAGGCUGUUGGCGCAGCGCCUGGAAAUCAAAACUGCGUACGCCCAGAGGGGGGGAAAGGAGAAACAACAGGCCAACCCCAGGUCAGUCCAGUGCCAAGGCUGGCCCAUGCGGGUCUGUGGGGCUGCCAAGCUCGGAGGAGGCCACAUCUCGCAGGGCUCUGAAGGCGGAGCAGGGGCUCAUGCCCAGCGUCCCCUCCCGUCCCAGGCUGGACUCAUGCUUGAGCCCCUGUACAGCCGGGGCAGCAGCGCCAGGGCCGCGCACGCUGGGCGUAAUCUGCGCCGCCCAGUCAGCAGGCACCUGA
Messenger RNA from Auxenochlorella protothecoides, 345 nucleotides. RefSeq lists its product as hypothetical. The coding region runs from base 1 to 345 and encodes 114 amino acids. The transcript has a single exon. The record is from RefSeq and is a predicted model, not a curated record. Lineage: Eukaryota; Viridiplantae; Chlorophyta; Trebouxiophyceae; Chlorellales; Chlorellaceae.